AACAUUUUUAGUGAUGGCCGAUGGUUCAGUUGGAAGGGAUGUUAAAACGACCGUUGCCGAAAUUUAGUGUUAAUUUAAUCACGUUUCCAAUCCGUCGGUGUUAAAAAGUGAAUGAAAUUAAUCAGGAAAAACGUUUCCCGUGCAUUAGUGUUUUGCGUGUCAGUUAAAUUGCUUGUGUGGUACGGUGCUGAAUGUUUGUUGUGUCGUUAUAAUAAUAGGAUCAGUGGAAGAUUCGUUAUAUUGGAUUACGGAUCGGUGUUUAUUUAAUUUUCAAGAAAUAUAGAUAGUGUUGUGCUUGUGAAGUGCAUCGAUGAUACUCUAGGAGCUUCCGGGACGGGGGCGCCACGCUGCUCGAAUUUAUCAUUUAGGGGCGGUGUGUGAGUGUCGCACCGCCAUGUCGCACCACAGCGACGAGCAGUCCAUGCUCACAGUCACUUCCGACUCCUUCUGGGAGCCCGGCAACUACAAGCGGACCACGAGGCGAGUCGACGACGGGCACAGGCUAUGUGGGGAGCUACAGGCCCUCGUACAGGAGAGGGCGGAUAUAGAGAAGACUUAUGCCAAAAGUUUGAGAGGGUGGGCGAAGAAAUGGAACGACCUUAUAGAGAAAGGACCUGAAUACGGCACGAUGGAGGCGGCGUGGAAAGGCGGCAUGGUGGAGGCGGAGAGACUGUCCGACUUGCACCUCACCGUCCGCGACCGGCUCGUCAACGACGUCAUGGCGCAGAUCAAGAACUGGCAGAAAGAUACCUACCACAAGUCAAUGAUCCAGCUAAAAGAAAGGAAAGAAAUGGACGAAGCGUUCAAGAAAGCGCAGAAGCCAUGGGCCAAGUUUCUCCAGAAGGUGGAACGUACGAGGCUCGAGUACCACACGGCGUGCAAGCAGGAGCGGACCGCGCAGAACCAGGAACGAAACGCUGGAGGGGACAGUUCGCUGAGUCCUGAUCAGGUUAAGAAAAUGGCGGAGCGCGUAUCCAAAUGCCGCGAGGAAGUGUCCAAGUCCCGAGAGAAAUACCAAGCGGCUCUCGCCGAGAUCACCGCCUACAAUCCUCGAUACAUCGAGGACAUGAGCGGUGUCUUCGAUAGGUGUCAACAGAUGGAAGCCCAUCGGCUGACCUUCUUCAAGGACGUGCUGUUCAGCUUCCACAAGUGCCUCAACAUCAGUCAGGAGCCUACAUUACCCCAAAUCUACGAGGAGUUCCACCACACGAUAAACAACGCGGACCACCAAAAGGACCUGAAGUGGUGGGCCAACAACCACGGCGUUAAUAUGGCCAUGGCGUGGCCUCAGUUUGAGGAGUACACGGAGGAGUUCCGCGAGAUCGCGAAGGGCAAGAAGGAGUCGCUGCCCACCGCGCCCAUCACGCUGCUCAACCAGCGCCCAGUCAGCGAGGACGAGUUGCCGCCGAUCACAAACAACAAGUUGGCGCCGAAGGCCAACCACGAGCCGCCGCCGGCCAACCACAACAACACUUCGAACGCCAACAACACGAACAACGUUAUCAAGAAGGAAACCAUUAGCGCACCUAUUGCUGUCACGAACGGCACGGCCUCCGCACCAAAAUCCAACAAGAGCUCCCCAGCUAAAGAACCGCCCGGCAAACCGCAGGAGAACCCGUUCGAGGAAGACGAGUGGGACGAGGAGUCCGGCGGAGCGCUCACCGACACCGGCGAGCCCGGCCAGCCCGUGCGGGCGCUGUACGACUACACGGGGGCGGAGAGCGACGAACUCAGCUUCAGACAAGGCGACCUAUUCGAGAAACUAGAAGACGAGGACGAGCAGGGCUGGUGCAAGGGCCGCAAGGACGGGCGCGUCGGCCUCUACCCGGCCAACUACGUCGAGCCCGUCGGGCACUAACCCGACCUCUACGUCGAGCACGCCCACUCGCCCACUAGCCGGUAAUGAGAGUACAAGGACCUCACUCAGUCCUACACUGGACCUGCGCACUGUGGAAAGACGCCAUACUUGUGGUUAGACAUAAGAAUUUUCUAUUUAUCCAUAAUAACUUUUUAUCGUGUUGACAAAAAAUUUUAAAAUUUGAGAUAUAGUAAAUUUCAUGGAUGUUUGUUAGGAUAAUAAAUAGUUAUCAUCGAAAAGCAGAAAAUUCUCAUGUCCAACUACAAAUAUGGCGUAGUUUCACAGUGCCGCAGAUAAACAGGGCUUUCCGUCUAGGUCUCGUCAGACCAUAACGGAAUUUCCCAGGCGCAGCAUCCAGUUUGAAUGUAAGGUCCUUGACUACGUCUUUGUCAGUGCGCUCUUGUUCAAGUUACGUCGCCCAUCGCAAUGCUAUGAGCGUGACGCGAGUUUCAAAAUUGACGCCGUGGACGGAGCGAGCCCAUCUAUGUAGCCAAUCGCUAGCACAACCAGGUUUAUACUCUAUAUUGGAAUAUUGAUAGCGUUCAAUCCGUGGUCUCUGCCUACCCCUCCGGGAAAUAGGCGUGAUUAUAUUUAUGUAUGUAUGAUAGCGUUCAUUUUAACUCGAGGAUUAGGUCGCGCAGUCAAGCAGGAUGGCCGUGUUGGAGUCCGCUAAAUUCAGAUUAAAAAUAAAAACAAAUAAAAUUCAAUCGUUCAACCAAUGUUAUGCUACAAGUCUGAAGUUCCAAAUAUCUAUGGUAUUUUGUUUUUAUCACUUUGCAUUGUUUAAGUAUUUUAUUUAUUUUAGAAUAUAAUUCGGUUGUGCUAGCUAUUUAUGUGUUUUACUAGAGGCCGUUAUUUGUCAAAGCGUUUUGUUUACGUUGAAAUACAAACAUUCGUACAUCGACUAGGUAUUUUGAGUGUUAAAUACACUCAAGGAAUGGUAAAAUACGCAGUUGCAAAGUUGUUAAAGAGUUUGUUGUCUUAGCUUUUCUAUCAAUUUCUACAUCAGAAAGUGUCAAUAGAUAUGGCUAAUAAUGUAUGUGUUAGGGGUAAUGUUAGAAGGUUAAUUAAACUCAAGUUUACCCUGGUAUAACUAGUAUUACCCGAGCCCUUUGGGUAAAUUCCGAAAAUUCCAACGACAUUAAACUGUAUUUGGCGUUUACCCGUACACAUCUAGGUCUACCCAACACUGGCUGGGUAAUGUUAGGUGUUGCAUCAUCACUUCUGACAUUACCCUCCCAGUGUUGGGUAGACCUAGAUGUAUACGCGUAAACGCCGAAUACAAGUUAAAAUUGAUUUAAUUUUCGGUCUUUACCCAAAAGGCUUGGGUAAUACUAGGUAUAACCAGGUAAACUAGUUUACUUAAUUGUUACGGGUAAUGUUAGAAAGUUAAUUAAGAAGUGAUUAUGCAACACCUAACAUUACCCAGCCAGUGUUGGGAAGACCUAGAUGUGUACGGGUUCGGGUAAUCGCCGAAUACAGAUUAAUGUUGAUUAAACUUUCGGACUUUAUCCAAAAGGCUCGGGUAAGACUAAUUAUACCAGGGUAAACUUGAGUUUAAUUAACCUUCUAACAGACUUCCGGUUCGAACGCCAUCUUGAUAGUAGCCUCGUGAUUAAUUCCUUUGUUUUUUGCUCAUUAAUAUUGUUUAAAGUGUAAUAUCGAUAGCUUUAUUAUACAAUAAUCUAAUGUGGUAGUGUGCAGUGAAUGGAGAAUUAAUCUCAAAGCGUGUUUAACCACCAUUUUGGAGUCAACGGCCGGUAGUCCACGUGCUUCUCGUAAAAUCCAGCUAUCGGUUUUACGAGACAACUACAACAACCACCGAACAGCGUCGUGCUCUAAGAGCAUUUAUUUUGUUCCUACCCUUUUACGUGACAUUGGCUACGGGCAACACCGCCCUCAAGUUCAUCAAGAAAAAAAAAAAAAAAGAGAACCUAACAUUACCCGUAACAUAUGCAUUACUUGAUAGUUUCCUCGUAACCUCAAAGUUUAGUUAUUUUGAAAUUACUGUAACGCGAAAAUAAAUAGUAAAAUGGCUAUAGAUUUCAUUGAUUAGGCCAUUCUGAUUGACCUUCAAGUAUAAACUUGCUAUACCAUUCUAGUGUCUUUUGAACUGUAUGAUGGAACAGUGGCCUUAAAUGGUCGCUACGGUUUUCGCUUCGAGUAUGUUGCGACAACUCUAAAAGGGCUAAAUAUGGGCAUAACAACAUUCAAUAAACAAAAAGUUUGUCUCGUUGCCUUGAGCGUUAAAGUGAGACCAAAAACCGCUCUUUAAAUUCAUUAUUUUUUUCGCUGCUGUUUUGAAUUUAGUUUUUUUUUUUCAUUUUUUAUCCAAUAAGCUUCUAAAAUGUUGUGUUUCUUACUGUUACUCAAACAGCAUCGAAUUUAAUGAAUUUACUGAUACGACUUAUGCCCUUGUAAUACUAAUACGACAGCGACAAGCGUUACUAACCGAAAAGGUCUUAUUUUUACUGUAUUAUUUUAGUUAGUUUUCCUUUCAAUGUCGGUUUCUAUUUUAAAAACGACAUUAAUACGCUAGUCUUUUAUCUUAUUGUUGUUUCUCUUUAAACCUAGCGUUUAAAAUGUCGUUUUUCAUAGAAAGUUAACGCUGGUUGCUACAAGAUUUCAAAUGAGUUGGAGUUCCGUUUUCACCGUACAGUUACACGCUGUACCGUCUAAAUGGUUUCCAAAAUGUAGCUCACGUAGUUCUUAGGUUAAACUUGAGAAGUGACUCUUGUCUAUAUAAACAUCAAAAUUCUUCUAUGUCAAGUUGUGUUUAAAUACACGUUCCUUUUACAUAGGCGAGAGGCAUUUCUUUCGAGCUAUACACCCGUUCGAGCGAGGCAAAGACCGCGCGAUAGUCAAUAGUAUAACGACAGGUGAUGUGUUAAGUACAUUAAAUUAGUUAUGUCUCCUUGUACCGAUUAUGGAUAACGAUAUAAAUUCACAUCGAUAAGUUUCGCCGUAAGCUUUAAAUUGUCUUAUGAUGUACCGAAUCCGAUCACUUGCACAAAAGAAAAUCGGAAAUUCGACUGCGGAUAUUAUUGUAUCGAUGCUUGUCUGUCCCUUUAACCGCCGUAGACUGAUAUAUAAGAUACAAAAUCGGGCUAUUUCGCCGCGGUCUGAUAAAUAAGACGAAACUUUGCCUAACUUCGUACCGCCGGCGACACGAACACGCUCGAUGAAAAAUUCUAUGGUGGUUAAAAGGCAUUUCGAUUGAUACAUUUAACACAUUCACUGCCCCCAACGCACAUGUGCGUUCACCGUCAUACAAGUUUGUUCCUAGGCCACGCCCCCUGGCAGUGAAUGAGUUAAAUAAUUUGAAUGUUAUUGCAGUGCAUAUUUUCUGCCAAACUUUUGAAAUUAUGUCGAAUUGUUAACCAUGUUUGUUCGAGAUCGAAGAUUUUUAUGUGCAAAUUGAUCUGGAACUUUUACCAGUCAUGUUUUAGAGGAUUUUAAAAUUGUGACUCGCCAACCAAGACUUUAUUUCUGACGCAUUUGGACCCAAAAGUUUUUUACGAUUUCUAGACUUUUCUAUUGUAUAAUUUUGAAAAGUUUUCCGACUGUCCACGGGUGGGAUUCGUAAGAGAUAUUUUUGGACGAAGUUGUUUGUACAAUGUGGAAACCAAAAAUGUUAAUUUAAACUUUAGUGGCAUUUAGUGGUGUAUGGACACUAUAACGCACCGCUCCGAGGCCGUGGGGGACGCGAUUAUAUUUUGUGAUAUGUGGGUGCGGUUAUAGUACAUACACGAUUAUAUAUUUUGUCGUGCAUAUAAUAUAUUUAUUUCCCAUUGUAUAUAAUGUAUAAUGAUAGCGAGUAAUGUGAAGUUCAUGUAAUGGGGUGGUCGCAAAGCUAUGCACGGAUGACGGUUGCGUUUUUAUCGCUAGCGAUAAGUGAUAAAAAUAUGACCGUUAUAGGCCGUCUGAUUUCGGCCUAGCAUCGCCUCCCGAGUAGUUUAAAUAGUGAUAACAAUUAAUAUAUUAUGAAAUGUUUACGUCAAGGGUGUUUUUCCUUUUUUACCUGCGGGCCUUCGGCUCGCUAGUUAGUCGUAGCUCUUGUUUUUUUUGUUAUGGGUUCAGUGACCUCUUGUGCAAAUUCUUUGUAUUAUAUUAUUAUCAGAGUCAGGUGGCUUUGGACCACGUAUGUUAAUAUAUUAUUAAUAUUGGUAAAAUAAAAAUUGUUACAUAUGA
Molecule: messenger RNA, 6049 nt
Organism: Cydia strobilella
Lineage: Eukaryota; Metazoa; Arthropoda; Insecta; Lepidoptera; Tortricidae
Gene: Synd
Product: protein kinase C and casein kinase substrate in neurons protein 1
Exons: 11
Coding region: 395-1858 (487 amino acids)
Biological process (GO): plasma membrane tubulation; cytoskeleton organization; regulation of endocytosis
Cellular component (GO): endosome; cytoplasm; plasma membrane
Molecular function (GO): phospholipid binding; protein binding
Source: RefSeq, a predicted model, not a curated record